Nerophis lumbriciformis (worm pipefish) is the source of this 549-nucleotide messenger RNA. The record is from RefSeq and is a predicted model, not a curated record. Lineage: Eukaryota; Metazoa; Chordata; Actinopteri; Syngnathiformes; Syngnathidae.
AUGCCAAGCCUAAUUACCGCAAAGCACUUCAUCAUGGACAGAGAUGACAAGAAGCGAAACAAGAACAUUGGAAAGAACUUCAUGUGCAGGCUCCAGUGCAUGUUCUCACACUCAUCAAGCGCUGAGAGCAGGCUAACUUUAGAAGAUACCCAACAAUGGUCACAGUCUUUGGAAAGGCUUCUGGAUUCAAAAUAUGGAUUAGCUGCAUUUCGCAACUUUCUGAAAUCUGAAUACAGUGAUGAGAAUAUUGAAUUUUGGCUCACCUGUGAGGACUACAAGAAGAUCAAGUCUUCAUUCCGAAUGGCGUCAAAAGCCAAGAAAAUCUAUGAACAAUUUAUCAAAGCUGAAUCCCCGAAAGAGAUCAACAUUGACUAUCACACCCGGGAGCAGAUCAAAAGAAGCGUCAAAAGUCCCACCAUAUACUGUUUUGAUGAUGCCCAGAAGAUCGUUUAUGGGCUAAUGGAAAGAGACUCAUACCCGCGGUUUCUACGGUCAGACAUUUACAGAACUCUCCUCGAAAACCUUUCAGCUGAUGCCACAAAAGGAUGA